CCGAAAGCGGAGGCCGCCGCAAUUUGCAGUUGUCGUUGUCCGCGCGAACAGGCAGCACCCUCGCAUGCCCAUCCCCCGAGCCACCCUCGAGAACAGCAACAACCACAAGCGGCCAGUUGUGCCCGGCGCGGCCCGAAAAUUAGCGGAUUAUAACCCAAAAAACUGAUUUGAGUGCCAAAUCGCCUGUGCGCCAAGAUGCAGUCGGCGCCGAGCGGUGCGGCCGUCAGCGUGCGGGAGGCGUACAAGUACUAUGGUAGCAGCAAAUCUCCCAAAGUCAUCCUCGACCGUCUCAACAUGACGGUGCCUCGCGGAGCCAUAUAUGGUCUGCUGGGCGCUAGCGGCUGUGGCAAAACUACCCUGCUCACAUGCAUCGUGGGCAGGAGAAAACUCAAGUCCGGCGAUGUGUGGAUACUCGGCGGCAGACCUGGAUCAGUGGGCAGCGGCGUGCCUGGACCCAGAAUCGGAUACAUGCCUCAGGAUAUCGCCUUGUUCGGCGACUUCUCCAUCAGAGACACCAUGUUUUAUUUUGGUAAAAUCUUCGGCAUGUCCAACGCGGAAGUCGAGGAGAGGGCGGUUUUUCUGCACAGGAUGCUGGAAUUACCGCCAGACGACAGACUGGUCAUCAAUUUAAGCGGCGGCCAACAGAGACGAGUGUCUUUCGCAGCGGCCCUGUUGCACGACCCCGAAUUGCUCAUUCUGGAUGAACCCACAGUCGGCGUGGAUCCUGUUCUCCGGCAAAGGAUCUGGGAUCAUCUAAUGUACAUUACACAGACUGGAAACAAGACAGUAAUCAUCACGACGCACUACAUUGAAGAGGCUCGCCAAGCAGGCACUAUUGGACUGAUGCGUAACGGCACCCUUUUGGCCGAAGACGCGCCCAGCGAGCUGCUGGUCUUGUACGGCUGCAGAACCCUCGAGGAUGUGUUCCUGCUGCUGAGCCGGAAGCAGGGCCGCAACAACCAGGACGUCGUCGCCGACGCCGAGGACCCUGACGAGACGGCCAACAACCAGCGGAAUGCCAUCCAGCAACUGCAAAUUCAGCACCACCGCCAACAGGACAAUAUUCGAAGGGCCAGUCUCGAGGUAGUGUCACACAACCAGGAUGAGCAAGGAAUGAAUUUGCAGAGAAACACAACUACUGCCUCAACAGCAACCUUGACUAAUAAUGCUGACGAUAUGCACAUCCCCUCAGGACAAAGACGGCAGCUGAAAAAUAGGGCCUCCAUCGCAGGAAAAAUGGAGUCGCUGCUGAAAAAGAAUAUACUCAGAUAUUGGAGGAAUCUUGGAGUGAUGAUGUUCAUCCUCGGAUUUCCGCUCCUGCAGAUAGGAGCAUUCUUUCUUGCCAUCGGACACGAUCCGAGACACUUGCCGAUCGCCAUCGUUAACGACGAGGUGCCGUGGUACCGGGCUGGACCUGGGCCUUCCUACACAGGCGGUCCACUCUUCGUGGAAAGCGACCGCUGCAUGGGCAUGUCUGUGCCCGGCUGCAACAUGACGAGACUCAGCUGCCGGUUUUUGGACACCCUUGACCCGCAGUUCGUGACAAAGAGAUUUUAUUCGGACGUGAAAAGCGCUCAGGAUGCCGUAAGAAAGGGCGACGUGUGGGGCACGCUGCACUUUGGAGCUAACUUCAGUGUUGGCCUGGAGGAGAGGAACGAAAAAGGGAAGGACACGAGCGAUUUAGCCCUGGAAAUGGGUGAACUCAGUGUCUGGCUUGACAUGUCAGAUCGACAAAUCAGUCUGUUGUUGAAGAAACAGAUUCUGGACGCCUACAAGACGUUUUUCAGGGAACUGCUGUUCGAUUGCGAGUUGAACCACAAAUAUGGCGAGAUUCCGAUCCAGUUCAAGCCACCGGUGUACGGCGUCGAGUACCCAAGCUACACCAUGUUCAUGGCGCCUGGGGUCAUCCUCACAAUUGUGUUCUUCCUCAGCACUGGUAUCACCUGCACGACCAUGAUAUCUGAGGUGCACGAAGGCAUUUGGGACAGGGCUUUAGUCACAGGAAUUACGGCAGGAGAAAUUUUGCUGUCGCACGUGCUGACGCAGCUGCUGGUGCUGUUUGUGCAGUCCAUCGAAUGCCUGUUGCUGUCCUUCUUUCUCUUCGGGAUGGAAAGCAAUGGAUCAAUUCUCUUGCUCACAUCCUUGACGGUCCUUCAAGGAUUCUGCGGAAUGUGUUUUGGAUUUCUGAUCUCUAUCGUGUGUGAGAACAUUUCUGCGGCAAACUACUUAUCUAUUGGCAGUUUCUACCCAAUGAUUCUGCUUUGUGGUAUCGUGUGGCCCUUAGAGGGAAUGCCGACCGGCCUUCGGUUGUUCUCACUGCAGCUGCCACUGACCAGGUCGACGGACUCGAUGAGGAACAUCAUGACCAAGGGUUGGGGCAUUCAAGAGCCCGGUGUGUACGAGGGCUUUGUGGCCACCAUCAUCUGGAUCAUGGCGCUGCUGGCCCUCUGCGUGCUCGGCCUCCGAAUCAAGAAGGGCUAAACCGGCCGCGCUCGGAUUUCUGUCCACUUGUCGAGCUUUAAAGCAAAUUUAUGCACACCCACACAGUUGAUAAUGUAAUGAAAUAUGAGAAAUGCUCAGAGACUCCUUGCAGUUUAGAAAUAUUCACGUUUAGUUAUUUAGUGCGUAAGAAUUGCGGACCGGAGCAAGUAAAUUAUUAGCGACGAUUUUGUAAUGAGAGCAAUUGCGAGUGUCAGUCGGAGUCAAUCGUGCAUGCGUUCUGAGGAUUUCUUAACCGUAAUGCCAGUGCAUGUUGUGAUGAGAGAGAGGCUCGAAAACCAAUUCUGCGACACCUUUGCUGCUGUGAUUGUAAUAUUUAACUGCAUUUAUAUCUGUUUUUUUUUAUCAAUUUAUCACAAGACGUGUGAAAUAUUUUUGUCGUUAAGCCGCCCUCUUUUGGGUGGGGAAUAUCGUUCGUCGCCUUUGUACAUACUAAAAAACGGUGACUUUGGAGGACCUAUUGAUCGUUUCGGUUUCUUAUACACAAGUGGUGUCAUUUUUGCUCUUUUUAUUACCAGAGUUUGUUACAAAGGACAAAAAUUUUUGGAAUUAAAAUAAAAAUAUACGAUUUAUCGA
This is a messenger RNA of Cloeon dipterum, 3075 nucleotides long. RefSeq names its product ABC transporter G family member 20-like. The transcript has 15 exons. Gene Ontology annotation, biological process: transmembrane transport. NCBI's taxonomy places the organism in Eukaryota, Metazoa, Arthropoda, Insecta, Ephemeroptera, Baetidae. Gene Ontology annotation, molecular function: ABC-type transporter activity; ATP binding; ATP hydrolysis activity. The record is from RefSeq and is a predicted model, not a curated record. Bases 196 to 2481 code for a protein of 761 amino acids. Gene Ontology annotation, cellular component: ATP-binding cassette (ABC) transporter complex; membrane.